Molecule: messenger RNA, 999 nt
Organism: Bipolaris zeicola 26-R-13
Lineage: Eukaryota; Fungi; Ascomycota; Dothideomycetes; Pleosporales; Pleosporaceae
Exons: 3
Coding region: 1-999 (332 amino acids)
Source: RefSeq, a predicted model, not a curated record
AUGGCACGAUUUCUUCAGAUCUUGCUCGCGGCUGCGAGUCUCGUUGCGGGACAGAGCGCCAUAUGUCCGAAUGAAGUCGCUAUUUACAAUCUACAGGAUCGGACGCAGUCGUUCACCAAUAACUGGUUCCUCGUCCCCGUCCCCAAGGAAGAAGUCAAAAAAGCCCUCCAACAAGCAUUCCCCGCCCUUUUCAACCUCGGCGGCCUAAACCUCUUGCCCGUCCCAGCAUCCCUCAACUUCCCCGCUGGAAUGCACCCAGUUGUCGCCUCAGCCGGCAUGACCAACGACAUCCGACAAGACAACUUCCAAAUCGCCACCGGCCUCAUGUUCGCCAGCUCCCUAAUUCCAUACGUCGGAAUCGGGUCUUCCCAAACGCCCCUAAGCGUGCCCCUCAUAAACUACAUUGCAGGCGUCGACGACGUAACCCAAGCCUACGUCGCCGGUAUCAUUCCCUCUGUCGUCGCAACCAUAGCAGGCAUCCUCUUCCGCAUCGGCGCCUUCAUCCCCCUCUCCUCCCCCUUCCAAUCCUACUCAGACGGCUCCCUUGGCAUAAACUCCAAAUGGGCACAAGCACCCAACCCCGCCAGCGGCCCCGGCCUCUACUCCGAAGCCAUUGACCUGAAAUUCGUAAACGAGGCCAACCAAGCAUCGCCGCGGUACACACUCGCCCAGUGGAAACGCAUCAUCAAUCAGCCCUGGAUCCUGGCGAAUACGGCGAGUUUGAUAAACCCAAAGUGCCAGAGGAGUACGUUUUACUUUACGAAUGCUACGGCGGUGCCGACGUUUAGGACGGGCAAUGUGACGCUAGGCCCGUCGGCGAGUGUGGAUCCGUUGACGGCGGUGCUGCAGAAGGCGAGUCCCGAUGGGAGUGGGUUUUAUGGCGGUGUGUAUGGGUUUACGGCGUGUGCGCAGAAUGUGGGGUAUGGGGUGGUGGUGCCGCAGGGUGAGGAUUGCGAGGUUGCGGCGCAGAUUGUGGCGAGUUCGCCGGGGGCUUGGUAG